Molecule: messenger RNA, 1062 nt
Organism: Ilex paraguariensis (yerba mate)
Lineage: Eukaryota; Viridiplantae; Streptophyta; Magnoliopsida; Aquifoliales; Aquifoliaceae
Source: the annotation of a GenBank genome assembly
AUGAUAAUUCUUGAUCUCUCAAGAAAUCAAAUAUCAGGAAGACUCCCUUGGUGCCUAGGAGAUUUACAGCAUUUGGAAAAUCUAGACCUGACCGACAACAACUUGUAUGGCGAUAUUCCAAGGUCUUUAGGUUCUCUAAAUUGGCUAACGUCCUUGCACUUGCACAACAACAGGUUUUCUGGGAAGCUUCCAUCGUCUUUGCAUCAGCUGACUGAACUAAGGAUCCUUGAUCUAGGAAAAAACGCAUUCAGUGGUGUUAUCCCUCCAUGGAUCGGAGAAAAUCUACAUAAUUUGGAGUUUCUUAGUCUUCAGUCAAAUGAGUUCUAUGGUGAUAUUCCUCUGCAACUCUGUUGGCUCUCUGCACUUCACCUGUUAAACUUGGCACAUAACAGUAUAACUGAUUCUAUGAAGGGAACCGAACUUCAAUUUACCACAACAACCCCAUUUCUUACGUCAAUAGACCUUUCCAACAAUGACAUGGGUGGAGAGAUUCCAGAAGAGUUAAUGCAUCUGUGGGGGUUACGGAAUUUGAAUUUGGCUGGAAAUCAUCUAAUAGGAAGGAUUCCUAAGAAAAUUGGCAGUUUGAAGCAAUUGGAAUCAGUUGAUCUAUCUAGAAAUGAGCUUUCCGGUCCAAUUCCUCCAGGUUUGUCGGAUUUAAACUAUCUAAACCACUUAAAUCUGUUAUUCAAUAACUUAUCAGGGCAAAUACCAACGGGACAUCAACUCCAGACCUUGGAUGAUCAAUCCAUAUAUAGAGGCAUCGAUGAACUUUGUGGAGCCCCACUCUUAAAGAGUUGCUCCGAUGGUAAGCAAUCAGUCAGUUAUAAACAUAUUGAGGAUGAAGGUGGAGAGGGGUUUGACUUUUUUUGGUUCUAUGCUGGUAUUGGACCUGGUUUCUCAGUUGGCUUCGUGGGGGUUUGUUGUACCUUGCAUUUCAAAAGGUCUUGGAGGUAUACAUACUUCAGGCUCGUCGACAAUGUCUACAAUAGGAUUCUUUUAGUAAGUGCACUGGCUGCUGCUAGGCUGCAGAGGAAAUUCCACAAAGGUGAACUUGGAGGAUGA